AUGAGGAUGCCUAUCAUUCUUGCCUUGUCCAACCCAACGUCGCAGGCUGAGUGCACUGCUGAACAAGCUUACACAUGGAGCAAGGGUCGAGCAGUGUUUGCAACUGGAAGCCCAUUUGAUCCAGUGGAGUACAAUGGCAAGAUACAUGUGCCUGGCCAGGCGAACAAUGCAUAUAUCUUUCCAGGGUUUGGCCUUGGGGUGGUGAUGUCUGGGGCAAUCCGUGUGCAUGAUGACAUGCUUCUUGCAGCCUCCGAGGCUCUGGCUCAGCAGGUCACACAGGAGAAUUUUGACAAGGGGCUCAUUUACCCUCCCUUCUCAAAUAUCAGAAAGAUCUCUGCUCACAUCGCGGCCAACGUUGCAGCAAAGGCAUAUGAACUUGGUUUGGCGAGUAGGCGCCCUCGGCCGAAGGACCUGGUCAAGUGUGCAGAGAGCUGCAUGUACAGCCCGAUUUACCGCAAUUACCGGUGA
Triticum turgidum subsp. durum (durum wheat) is the source of this 468-nucleotide messenger RNA. NCBI's taxonomy places the organism in Eukaryota, Viridiplantae, Streptophyta, Magnoliopsida, Poales, Poaceae. The record is from the annotation of a GenBank genome assembly.